AUGGCGGCCGCAGAGCAUCCUGUAUUAUCAAACGUAACUUUCAUCGACCCGACACCACCGCCAGAUGACAUUCCUAAAGUGGACGAAGUUGGAGCAACCUCAGCUCCGUUAAAAUCAGUAGCAUUUUUUAUUGGUGCUUAUUGUAAAGAAUAUAAUGAAGAUUUCAUGUUAUGUAAAAACGAAAAUAACGAUCCCGCACAUUGUUUAAAAGAAGGUAGAAAAGUUACUAGAUGUGCUAUCGACUUAAUUCGUAAAGUGCGUGAACAUUGUGAUCCUGAGUUUGAAGCUCAUUGGCAAUGCUUAGACAGAAACAACCAAGAACUUCGCCAUUGUAGAGGAUUGGAGCGAAAAUUUAAUUCAUGUGUUUUUAGUGCCCUGAAUCUAGAAAAAGGUAUUCCUGGGACACCUCCGAACAAAACUCCUAUUCAUCUUAAAGAGAAACCUUUAUAUAAAGAACGCCCACGUUGGUAA
Molecule: messenger RNA, 471 nt
Organism: Cetraspora pellucida
Lineage: Eukaryota; Fungi; Glomeromycota; Glomeromycetes; Diversisporales; Gigasporaceae
Source: the annotation of a GenBank genome assembly